CGUCAUGAUUUCACGCAUGCGUGUUAAAGUGGAAAAGGGAACAUAUAAACUGCUGCUCCAUCGUGAAACACCACAAAUCACCAGAUCAUCUUCAGGCAGCUGCGUCUGGUCGUGUCAUCACUGUGCAGAACCAUGAGUAAGAACUUCUUGUCCAUGGACGAAGAGCUCCAGAAGGGUGACUUCCUGUUAUCCAACAAUGGAGAGUACAAGGCCAUCUUUCAGGAGGACGGGAACUUUGUGGUCUACGGCUGGAAGCCGGUUUGGGCGUCUAACACUAAUGGACAGACCAACGCCAAAAGGCUGAUUAUGCAGGAAGACUGCAACUGUGUCAUGUACACAGAUGACACAGUGUUGUGGCACACCAACACCCACAAUUCCAACGUCAAACGUUGCCGCUUGACUCUGAGGAAUGACGGCAGACUGUUCGUGGAGAACGAUGGUGCUGUUGUGUGGAAAUCUACAAAAUGGAGCUAAAUACUGUAACAAAAGACUUAAAAGUCUCUGAGCUUUGUUUCUGUGCAAUUGGUGAUCAAUAAAAUACAUUAAUCUGGA
Molecule: messenger RNA, 552 nt
Organism: Tachysurus vachellii
Lineage: Eukaryota; Metazoa; Chordata; Actinopteri; Siluriformes; Bagridae
Product: B-type lectin plumieribetin-like
Exons: 3
Coding region: 133-474 (113 amino acids)
Source: RefSeq, a predicted model, not a curated record